GCCCGAGCUGGAGCGGAGCUGUCCGGUACAUCCGGCUGUGGCUUCUCAACAUAAACAGCAAUGGCGGAGGCAGCAGCAGCGUCUACGGCGGCUUCACCAGUAACAGGAGGUUGGACCAAACACGUAACCUGCAGAUAUUUCAUGCAUGGUCUUUGCAAAGAAGGAGAGAACUGUCGAUAUUCCCACGACCUGACCAACAGCCAACCUGAAGCCAUGAUUUGCAAGUUCUUUCAGAAGGGAAACUGUGUGUUUGGGGACCGUUGCAGGUUUGAACACUGUAAACCGGAAAAGAAUGAGGAGUUGCCAACACCACAGACGCUGCCGCUGCCCUCUGUCUCGCCUUCCGGCUCGUCAGACCCAGAACCCAGUGGGCCAACACCUGGUUCAGGGGCACAAGACUGGGUCAACGCUGCGGAGUUUGUCCCAGGACAGCCGUACUGUGGACGGGCCGAGCCAGUGAACGCAGAGACCUCCGUCCCUCUCAUCGAGGAGUUCGACAGUGAGGCGUCGCAGAACAACAAAGAGCUGAGGAAGCAGCUCUGUCCGUAUGCAGCUGUUGGAGAGUGCCGCUACGGAAUCAACUGUGCUUAUCUCCACGGGGAUGUGUGUGACAUGUGCGGCCUCCAGGUGCUCCACCCCACUAACAACGCCCAGCGCUCCGACCACACUAAGGCUUGCAUCGAGGCCCAUGAGAAAGACAUGGAGAUUUCAUUUGCCAUCCAACGCAGCAAAGACAUGAUGUGCGGUGUGUGUAUGGAGGUGGUGUUUGAGAAGGCCAACCCAAGCGAGCGCCGCUUUGGCAUCCUCUCCAACUGCUGCCACUGCUACUGUCUAAAGUGCAUUCGCAAGUGGAGGAGUGCCAAGCAGUUUGAGAGCAAAAUCAUCAAGUCUUGCCCAGAGUGUCGAAUCACAUCCAACUUCGUCAUCCCAAGCGAGUACUGGGUGGAGGAAAAAGAAGACAAGCAGAAACUCAUCCAGAAAUACAAGGACGGCAUGGGGAGUAAACAGUGUCGAUACUUUGACGAGGGCCGCGGAACGUGUCCUUUUGGCUCAAAUUGCUUCUACAAGCACGCCUUUCCUGACGGACGGCUGGAAGAAGCGCAACCUCAGCGAAGACAGACCGGCUCCAACAGCAGGAAUCGGAACUCGAGGCGAACACCGCUGUGGGACAUCUUUGACGAGCGGGAAAGCACCGACUCGUUCGACAACGAGGACGAGGAGAUGGUGACGUUUGAGCUGAGCGAGAUGCUCCUCAUGCUGCUCGCCGCGGGAACCGACGACGAGGUGACAGAUUCAGAGGAUGAAUGGGACUUGUUUCACGAGGAGCUGGACGAUUUCUAUGAGAUUUACCUAUAGCAGCCCCGCCCACAACCCCCCCCCCCCACCCCCCACCCCCAUGUAUACUAGACUAGAAUGGACUGUCUUGUGCGAGUGAUGGACAGUAGCUUCUUCCCCCCCAACUCUUGUAUUGUGGCAGUGCCUUUAAGCAGGCCAUUAAUAAAUGAACUUAUAAAAUAUAAAACAAAUAAAAAAUCCAACAAAUCAGUGCGCUCGUGCUAAACAUUUUCUAGACCUCUAUCCUCGUGAGUCUAUCUUGUGCAGUUCAUGUUUAAAAGGAAAAAUAAUAAAAUUAAAAAAGAACUCGAUAUAAGAUUUAACAGAAAUUAUAACUUCAAAUAUUGCUAAUAAACAUUGUCAAGUUUAUUUGUGGGUGUGGGUUUGACUUGUUCAUUUACCCAGGUGUUAAUAUGUACUUCCGGGACUCUGAGGAUGCACUUGAACUUACUCGGCACCAUUUACUGUAAUCGUGAUGGGCAUGUUGUAAGAUUUUAAAUACGGUUUUUGAAGGCCGGAACUUUUUUUUUUCUUUCUUUCCUUUAUUAAAGCCGCUGAUAGCCAAUAUAUCGUGCUGAUGUUUAAUGCAUUCACCAUAAUUCAUGUUGUACUGAACAAUAGUUACAGUGUCCCCUUCUUUAAGGGCUAAAAAGUCUUUCAUGAGGCGUUAAGAUCAAUAUGGAGCAUAAACUGUCCAUCAAUGAAACUCUUGUAAAGUGUGUAGGUUGACCACUAGCCCUGAUCCUGAAUAGCCAUCUUUGUAACUCAGACAUGACCAGCUCAUAACAAUUGUUCCGGAUAUAUUUUUCUUUUAUAUAAAUGUACAUAUUUCAACUUCAACCUCUCAUGCUGAGUUUCUAAUAGGAUUUGAACCGUAAAUUCUCAAGCACACUAAUUGGAGCCCACAAAGUGCUGCUCAGUGCUGCCCCUGCUGGCUGGAGGUUAUAUUACAGCUAUACUACUGAACAAAAUGGCACUCACCUUUUUUUUUGCAUAUCCUCCAGCCACCAGGGGGCAGCACUGCAGUCAGUGAGUCCCAUUCUUCAGUAACAAGUGUUUGCUUUACAAAGACAGCGGGAUUCUAUGACAAAUCCUGGAUCAGGGCUAAGGGUUAACCUUCUAAGUGACCCUCACCUUUGUCUUCUCUCUCACACACAGACACACACACACAUGUGCACCUAAGUAGUCUGGGAAACAUUUUGCCUUUUUUGAAUGAAUAUUGUGCAAUUAAGUUGAAAUGUUCUGUCAGGUUUUCCAGAUGCUUUUUUUGUCUGUGAUCCAACUACGAAGAUGUAACUAACUAAUACUCCGAAAUUGGCCUCCACACAUCAGUCAACUAGAAAAAAGAAAACUUUAUUUAAAAUCUUUUCCCUUCCACCAUCCUGAAUCUCCGCAUCCAGGAAACACCUGUGGUGGUCAAAAGGCGAGUCCUUCCUCAGUACCAGGCUAAAGAGUCAACACUUUGAACUCUUACAGUGCAGAUGAUCACGGAGCUGAGACUUCGAAGUUUCCAACAAACACCAGUGUGAUGUUUAGACUCACUGCUGAGUAAUGCUUUGCUGCGCAGACGCUCGUCCAGACUCCCGAUAGCCGGUCUCAACCUGUUAAACUCCAUUGGAUUGCAUAUGUUUAUACUGAAAUGUGUGUUUUCUAUGUUCCGCAACCAUCCAUCUUAACUUGAAAUUAAAGUUUGUUAUCAAUCUCUA
Cottoperca gobio is the source of this 3041-nucleotide messenger RNA. It is a transcript of the gene mkrn1, whose product is annotated as makorin, ring finger protein, 1. The coding region runs from base 61 to 1356 and encodes 431 amino acids. Gene Ontology annotation, biological process: protein polyubiquitination. Gene Ontology annotation, molecular function: ubiquitin protein ligase activity; metal ion binding. The record is from RefSeq and is a predicted model, not a curated record. The transcript has 8 exons. NCBI's taxonomy places the organism in Eukaryota, Metazoa, Chordata, Actinopteri, Perciformes, Bovichtidae.